Molecule: messenger RNA, 1503 nt
Organism: Dioszegia hungarica
Lineage: Eukaryota; Fungi; Basidiomycota; Tremellomycetes; Tremellales; Bulleribasidiaceae
Exons: 3
Coding region: 1-1503 (500 amino acids)
Source: RefSeq, a predicted model, not a curated record
AUGGUGACGCAAGAGGGGAGGAGGGCCUACCUCUCCAGUUUGUCGAAGACUGCCCGUAUCAGUCAACAACUUUACAGCUUGCCCAAGAUUGAUCGGGUGGGAUACAUCGCUAGUCUGGAAGAGGAGCACAAGCAGAUGUUUCAGGGGAAGGAAGACUGGCCGGACCGCAGACUGAAGGAUCACAUGUGGGCUUUCCAUGCCGAAGAGGCGACAGGGUACCUCACAGCGCACAAGAUCCCAAACCACGAAGAGUGGCAGAGAGAGCACUGGAACAAGACGUACAAAGAGGAGAGGAAGCAUACCGACCUGCUGAAAGAGCUGGACGAGGGAAGACCGUACCCCGAUGGCGGCAGGUCAAUGUGGCGCGCUGAGGGCGUCGAAGCCAUGGACCAAGUAGGCUGUGUAUGGACUAUAGGAAGUCCUAGCACAGUAGGAGUUCCUAUGGCGCGGGCUUCGGGAAAGACAGAGAUCGCUCACACGCUGUACAGGUUCAUUCAAGUGGGCUUGCAGGAAAGUCCAGAUGGCACGCACAGGCCGUGGACGCUCGACGUUUCUUGGUACAAUACGGCGCAAAAAAUCGAGGCCAUCCCCGCCCUUGACCGAGAGAAGCAAGAGGAGGUUCUGGAGCUACGCACCGCGUUCGUGACGAGACUGUCCAACAAUCCAGCAGGAGGCAGUGGAGCGAGCGGUCAGACUGAAUUUCAUCAAGGCGAUCUGCCCGAUGGACGCUUGAUGUCUGCCCAGUCAGUGUACACUGUGCACGGGGAUGACGAUGAAGGCUCACAGGCAAGCUUGGCCGCCGGGACGAAGCGAGCCGCAGCUUACCUCGCGAAUGCCUACGGCUUCCCACAAGGAGAGGGCUUCCUCGCGCUGGCGAUCGCGUACGAGGCUAUGGUUUCAGGAGAGCGCGCGAAGACUCGGCAGUUCUACUCCACCCAGUUGGAUGCGCUGCUUGCUGAGUUCGGAGAUUCCGAGGACAAGGCAGACAAGGACGCGAUUCUGGACGCUCAGGCAAGUCUUUGCGUCUGCACGCUGGCGGAAGCGGGGAUCGCAAUCAAUGGCUGGCAGUCCGAUUUUUCCGAGCACUUGAAGUCGACUGAGAAGCGUGCUUUGUCCCUACCGGGCGAAGGCGAAGCAGACAGGUACGACAUGAGGAAUCUCAGAGGGGCCAUCAAGGAUGCAGAAGUCGCUUGCCUGGUAUCCAUGGGUGGCGAGCAGUUCGACGUGGAGUGCGGCGGCGCCAAAUGUGAGACGUGUGAAAGCGGGGACAGGUGCACUGACCACUGGUGGAGAGGCCUCGACACCCCUGGAAUGAAAAGGUAUCUGUCGAACCGAGGGACCGGCGGGAGCAGUGAGGCUGAACAGUCUCGCAAACGCUCCGCCGAGGAGGACGGGGAACCGAGCAAGAGGCGACACCUUGCGCCGCCCGAUGCCGGUGAUGUCUCCCCGGCUGGCAGUUUUGGCAUGAGCCAGCUGGACAUAGGAGGCAGGUCAUUCUCCUGA